This is a messenger RNA of Plectropomus leopardus (leopard coralgrouper), 4305 nucleotides long. It is a transcript of the gene adamts1, whose product is annotated as ADAM metallopeptidase with thrombospondin type 1 motif, 1. Gene Ontology annotation, molecular function: metalloendopeptidase activity; zinc ion binding. Gene Ontology annotation, cellular component: extracellular matrix. Lineage: Eukaryota; Metazoa; Chordata; Actinopteri; Perciformes; Serranidae. The record is from RefSeq and is a predicted model, not a curated record. Gene Ontology annotation, biological process: extracellular matrix organization; proteolysis.
ACACACUAAGCGGGUCAGCAGAGAGAAAAAACCUGCCCCCGAACUCAAACAGAGACAUCUGCUGAGUUUUGGAGAGAAAGAGACCUGUUGGAUUUACUGCAGACAUCCAGAUUUUAUUUCCAUUUAAUGAAAAGGACUUUUUUUUGCAACAACUCAGACUUGCACAUAACUUUAAAUGCACUGGAUUUGAUCCUUUUUUAGAUUUUUUUAAUUUUGGGGGGGCAGUUUUGUGGAAGUUCAAAGACUUUGUAGCUUAUAGUGGAAAACCUUUAAAAGGAUUUAUUUGCUUCCUCGUAGAUACUUUAUUGUCAAGUUGUCUUUCCACUUGUCGGAUUUCACAGUUAUAUGAUGGGGUUUUUACACGUUUCCAUCGGGUUAAUCGCAGCUUUGUGCGUCGGCGCGGCGCACUGCGCCUGGGAGGAGAGCACAGUGGUGCCGGUCAGACUGGACCCGGCGGCCCGGUCGGAGAGUGACAUCGACCCGUGGCGGACUCUCUCCGCAGAGGAGAAGGAGAAGGAGGCGGAGAUGAGGGAGUACCGCUUGGACGUAUUUGGCAAAGAGCUGGUGUUGCAGCUCGAGCCCGACCAGACCUUCUUGGCGCCGGGGUUUGUCUUCCACAUCGUGGGGAGUCCUGAGUCCGAACCGACACCGGAACCAAAGAGCGGAGCCGAGCCGGGCUGUUUCUUCUCCGGGAUGGUGAACGGAGAGGAGCACUCUGCCGCUGCGCUCAACCUGUGCCACGGACUCAGGGGCGGAUUCUACUUUCAGGGGGAAGAGUAUUUUAUUCAGCCCCUCAACUCGAGCGACUUCUCGGGCAGUGAGGAGGAUGUCCACCUGAUCCGCCGGAGAGGUCGGGCAAGUUUGGCGGAGGAGGGGAGCUCCAAGUGCGGGGUCAACGAGGACGAGGAGAGGGUGCCAAAAAAUCUGGAGAAAGAAGCCAAGCACGGAGCCGCUAACGCAGAGCAGACAGCUCACCACAGGACCAGACGCUUUGUUUCCACUCCUCGCUACCUGGAGAUCAUGCUCGUAGCUGACCAGUCCAUGGCCGAGUUCCACGGCGCCGGGCUCAAGCCCUACCUGCUGACCAUCAUGGCAGUGGCAUCCCGCCUGUACCGCCACCCCAGCAUCCACAACUCCAUCAGCCUGGCGGUGGUGAAGCUGCUGGUGGUGUACGAGGAGGAGCGAGGCCCUCAGGUGUCAUCCAACGCCGCCAUGACCCUCCGCAACUUCUGCCAGUGGCAGCGGCAGCACAACCCACCAAGUGACCGCCACCCUGAGCACUAUGACACCGCCGUGCUCUUCACCAGGACGGACCUGUGUGGCGCCCACUCUUGUGACACUCUUGGCAUGGCGGAUGUUGGCACCGUGUGCGACCCCGACAGAAGCUGCUCAAUUAUUGAGGAUGAUGGGCUGCAAGCUGCAUUUACUGUGGCGCAUGAACUCGGCCACGUCUUCAACAUGCCUCACGAUGACGCCCAGUUGUGCUCCGGGGUCAACGGCGCCCACUGGGGCUCCCACAUGAUGGCCUCCACUCUGUCCAACCUGGACCAGCAGCAGCCGUGGUCCCCCUGCUCCGCCCUCAUGGUCACCACCUUCCUGGAUAACGGCCACGGUCAGUGCCUGCUGGAUAAACCCGUCAAACCUCAGCCGCUGCCUCAGCCCCUGCCCGGGACCGUCUAUGACGCCGACCAUCAGUGUCGGCUCACCUUUGGCGAAGACUCCCAGCACUGCCCCGAUCUGAGCACCACGUGCGCAGCUCUGUGGUGCACUGUGACGACAUCCAAUGGUUUGCUGGUGUGCCAGACGAAGAACUUCCCCUGGGCCGAUGGGACAGCGUGCGGGCAUGACAGCUACUGUGUGGCCGGACAGUGUCUCACAAAGAGCCAAGCCGCCAAACUCCAGACUCCUGUCAAUGGUGGCUGGGGAGUGUGGGGUCCCUGGGGCGACUGCUCUCGGACCUGUGGCGGAGGGGUGCAGUAUUCCUUCCGCUCCUGUGACAACCCUUUGCCCAAGAACGGGGGCAAGUACUGCGAGGGCAAGAGGAUCCAGUACCGCUCCUGUAACACGGAGGCCUGCCCCGACACCAACGGCCUGUCAUUCAGAGAGGAACAGUGCCUGGCCCACAACGACAUGUCAGCCCAAGUGUCGCUGGGUUCAGGCGAGGGCGUCGAGUGGGUGCCCAAGUAUGCUGGAGUUUCACCCAAAGACCGCUGCAAGCUGAUGUGCCGCGCCAAGGGGACUGGAUACUUCUUUGUCCUCAAAUCUAAGGUGGCUGAUGGUACGCCCUGCAGCCCAGACUCCACCUCAGUUUGCGUUCAAGGCCAGUGUGUCAAGGCUGGGUGUGAUCGCAUCAUUGGCUCCAGUCGGCGUUUUGAUAAGUGUGGCGUGUGCGGUGGAGACGGCUCCACCUGCAAGAAAGUGUCUGGCUCUCUGGAGCGUGCCAGGCCUGGUUACCAGGAUGUUGUAACCAUCCCCGCUGGUGCCACUCACCUGGACGUGAAGCAGCGUGCACCAGGCAACGGUCGUCAUGAUAACAGCUAUUUGGCAGUGCGUCGCCAGGAUGGAACCUAUCUGUUAAAUGGCGAUUACAAGCUGAUGACCAUGGAGACAGACAUUGCUCUACGAGGGGCUCUGCUGCGAUACAGUGGCUCCUCCGCAACCUUGGAGCGCCUCCGGAGCUUCGCCCCUCUCCCCGAGCCCCUCACCAUCCAGGUGCUGUCUGUGGGCGAAGCCCCGAGGCCCCGGGUUAAGUACAGCUACUUUGCCCCAAGACCAAACAACGCUGCUUCAGUCUCCAACAGCAACGGAGGCCGCCGCCAGUCCAUCAAUGCCAUCAGGGAGGUGGAUGGAGCCGAGUGGACCCUUAGGGAGUGGGGUCCGUGCUCUCAGACGUGCGGAGGAGGGACGCAGCAGAGAGAGGUGGUGUGUCUGGAUCCCCAGGGUCGACCUUCAAGAGACUGCCCAGAGGAGCUGCGCCCCUUGGCCUCGCGGUCCUGCGCCACCCAGACUUGUCCCUCCUGGCUUCUCGGAGAGUGGUCGGUAUGCUCCAAGACCUGCGGCCGAGGCUUCCGCAAGCGCCAACUGCGCUGCAUCGGCCACGAUGGGCGCACGCUAACCCAUGACAGCUGUGACCCCAAAGACAGGCCGCGACCUCUGCUGGAACUGUGCAAUCAGAGUGCCUGUUAAGGACUGCUCCGACCAUCAAACCUCCCGUCAACGUUCAGAAAGACUAAAAACUCUGACCGUCACUGCCGCCUUUUUUUUUUUCCAUGGACAAACUAAAGAGGCAGAUGAAUGUUUACAUCCAGAGAGGUUUUCGUGGCUUCCAGGUAGUCGAACGCUCCCACAUUGGUUCCACGGUGACUGCUUUACCCUCCAUCCUUUCUGGAGCCGGGCGUUGGUCCACAGUGACGGCGCCUCCCAGCUGAAGCAAUAAGACUGAUUCCAGCUCGCUGCCUGUCUGGCCUCAGCGCAGCGGUGGCACAUUUUGCCUCCCGUUGAUGGGAAGAAAGCAUGGACAUUCCUGAUUUUCCAAAAAUGAGCAUGCUGCUUACCGUGCCAGUGUCAUGCUUGUGUGUGAGUGAGUGUAAGACUGUGUGUGCGUGUUUGUGUGUGUCAAAUUUUUAAUGCAUAUAUAUGAUGUUUGUCCAAGCUGGGCUGGACGGACACAGGGGUUGGGGGGUGGGGGAGGUUAUUGCAGAGUUUAUAAAGAAACAAAUGAAAGAGUAGCUCAUAUUCUGCUUACUCGCCCCAUCAGGUAUGGAAGAUAAAAAAAGCUAAUAGUCAUAGUCUUUAUGUUCAAACUUGCCAGUUUAUUUAUCACAAACCUUGUAGCACUUCAUCUUUGUUUUUGCCAGCGGCACAUCGUAACACCCAGUUGUCCCUAAAUGCCUCAGUACGCUGUACUUUGUCCUUUAGCCAUAUUUUGCCCUCGUCUACACAGCCUUCAAUGAGGGAACUCUUCAAAGACCAAAGAGGAGUGUCUGCGCGAGUGUGUGUGUGCAUGUCUGUGUGCGUGGAGACCUAAAGAGGGACUUGUCUCCUGCUACUACUUCAUAAGUAAGUCUCUCCUGCCUUCUGCGAAGGUUUUUUUUUUCAGUCUUUUCCUUUUGUACAGAAUAUCCAAACAUUAUUUAUUUUUGUACAGCCUGUUAAAUAUAAUCAUGUGGCUUUUUUUAAUAUUAUUUUUUAUUUGUUAUUGAGAUCACAGAAGGGAGUAGAAUAUAUAGAGUAUUUAUACAAUGUUAUAUAAAUAUAUAUAUAUGGUCCUAGGUUCAUGAAUAAAGUAUCACAUUGACUUGUGAA